Molecule: messenger RNA, 2339 nt
Organism: Bombyx mori (domestic silkworm)
Lineage: Eukaryota; Metazoa; Arthropoda; Insecta; Lepidoptera; Bombycidae
Product: peripheral-type benzodiazepine receptor
Exons: 5
Coding region: 332-874 (180 amino acids)
Cellular component (GO): mitochondrial outer membrane
Source: RefSeq, a predicted model, not a curated record
UUAUAAAAUUCUACUUUUUAGAAAUACACCGGUGUAUUUUAAGAUAACAAUUAUUGCAUAAUACAUCCUAUAUCUUUACAAAUGAUGCUUCACGCUUCAAAAUUUGAGUCGACUGUCUUGUAAUUACAUCACCGCACUGAUUUCUAAAUUUAAACUGUUCCCCAAGUAAGUGUACUUCUACAUUUAUCUACAUUUAACUUUUUUACCAAAUUAUCAGAAGUGAUAAUGUUAUCACAUAAUUUGCUAAUCACAGAGAAUUUUAAGUUAGAGGUGAUAAUUAGUAAAUUUUAGUACUCGACAACAAUUUGCUGCUAUUAAAUAAGAUUUAAAAAUGGAAAAUUUGGAUACAGCUAGAGAUUUCGUAAUGGCUAAUUGGCCUGCACUCGGUUCGAUUAUCCUCCCAAAUGUCGGUGGAUGGGCCAAUGGACUGUUCUUUGCGGGUCAAAUCCGUAAAGACAACAGUGAAAAGUCCUGGUAUGAUGAGUUAAAGAAGCCAAGCUGGACUCCCCCAAAGUGGGUAUUUGGUCCAGCUUGGACUGUUCUCUACAGCAGCAUGGGAUAUGCCUCUUACCUCAUCUGGGAGGAAUGUGAUGGUUUUACUGAAGAUGCAGUCCUACCUCUCACAUUGUACGGAGUACAGCUGCUACUCAACUGGUCUUGGACUCCUAUUUUCUUCGGAUUGAAGGACUUCAAGCUGGCAUUCAUUGAGAUCUCAGUGCUGUCCGGGGCAGCAGUGGCAACGACACUGUCAUUCGGCAGUGUCAAUAAGACAGCCGGUUUGUUACUCAUACCAUACUUGGCUUGGCUCGGAUAUGCCAGCUCCCUUUCUUACUACAUCUGGAAGAACAAUCCUAAACCGGUGAAGGGACAAUAAAGAUCCUGACAAUGGAAUAUUUUGCUUUAUGCCUUAAAUAUAGAUGUAAGAAAAGGUAUUAAUUUCGAACAGAUAAUAAUUCGAUUUCAUUAAAUAUCAACAGUUCAUAGAAAUGUAAUUAUUAUAAAUAAUGCUGAUAAUGACUUAUUAUGGAAUUAGCAUUUUUGACAUUACAUUAUUAAAAUAAAUAAAAAUAUGUAAAAACAUGUAUAUUAACGCUCUGGUGGUUCAGUGUUGUAAGUUUGAUAUAGGACAUGUAUCGGUAAACUUUGAAUUUUACAUUUUGUAUAUGAAACUAUCCAUAAAAUCAAGUCAAGUGAUACAGUCGAAAUUUAAUGCAAAAAAAACAGUACUUCAAUAUACGAAUAUCUAUUAAUUAUUAAUUGAUUAUUGACAAAUUCUAAGGAAUUCUUUGAGAGCAUCAUGUAUUUUUACCAGAGCAAAGAUCAUCCUUACUGCCUGGAACACUAAAAUGAUCGAUAUUACAUUAAAAUGAAUUUGGAAGUUUUGAUUACGGUAAACGUGGAAAAUGGAAUACACCAAUAUUCGAAAAUAUCAAAGUUUUGUAUGCAAAAUAAACAAUUUAUUAAUUGUGCUAUAGAUAUAAUAUUUGUGCUUGGGUACUCUCAACAAGAAAAGUAACUUGUUCAGGUUAGUAAGGUAAUAAGAACAAACAAACUUGCAAUAAAAAGAUAAAUGUUAAUAUAAGCUGUUGCUCGUUGGGAUCUAAGACAAGUGAAUCGUGUAUUUCAAAGAAAUUUUAAAUACUGUUUUCAUGUUAUCUAUAUAUCGAUGCUUAUCGAGGACUUAAAAUGAAUAUCGAUCAUCCCUACUGGUACGCUGGGUCUAUCCACAGAGGUCAUUGUUCACCGCUCUCCCCCGGAGUGUUCCCCGAGCUGUGUCACAUGUCAUGGCUCUUCUUGUGGUACUAUUUGUUAACCAAUCUGCCCACGAUGGCAAAAAACAUUAAGAAAGUGUACUUAUUUAUUUAUUUAUUUACCAUAAGGAGAACCAACAGCCCAUUAGGACAAUAAUGUUACAAAUAAUAGAAAAGCCAAUAAAGGUCCCUCCCCAAUAUAAACAAAUUAAAACAAUAGCGAAACAAAAACAGAAACAAAGAAAUUAAAAACAAUCAGCAAUCAAGAAACAACUUAUAUUGUGUAAUAAAAUAACAUUGUUGACCUUGUUCGAAAUUUGAAUUAUAAACGUUCGAAAUGUCAACGGACGUCAUUUAAAUAAUGACGCUAUAUAGCAUGUUGUAGUUUUAGUCAAUUGAGUGUCUUCAAUAAACUUAAUGCACAAUUUAUUAAUAUUAUAGUAUUUAAGCAUUCCUAUUGCAUUUUUCUAUCCUUUUAUUCUCGUGACUGCUUUUACAGUAUUGUAAUAUUUCAUUGAUUGUUAUUUUUCGAAUAUACAUUUUUAUUGUUCAUGUUUGUAGGUACUUCAAUAAAUUUUAAAAAAUGAA